AUGGUUCAAAGUGAUUCUCAUUUAGAAGAACACAAUCAACAUUUACAACAACUUCAUUCUCAACAAUUUCAAAUGAAUAACUUACAAAAUAAUAUUCAAGGACAAGUAUAUCAACCUAAUCCAGCUAUUAAUAACUUUCCUUCUCCUCACCAACAACAAUCUUUUCAAAUAUCUUCUGAUAAUAUGGAUUCUUCUUUAUUACCGUCUGCUGACUCUGGUAUAAAACAAGAUGAGCCUUUGACAAAACAAGAUUUGCAACGACUUGAAAAAGUUAUCGAUUUAGUGUUUCCAAGUAAAUCCACAGUCGCAAAAGAUGCUGCUACAAAACUUUUAAAUUCUUUAACCAUUCAAAAUCAGUCGUCAACUUAUACAAAAGAUGAUAACACUACAACUGUUAUUCUUGACCUUCCAAUUCUUCCUGAUCAAACUAAUGAAGUGGAACCAAUAACGUCUCCAUUAGCUUAUCUAUUAAAUCAUACCUUUCCUAAUUCUUUAGUUGAAUUAGUUAGCAAACUUAAUAAGAUGUCCAUAAAUCCUGCAAAUUUGGGUCCUAUGUAUCCAAAUUCUCCUUUUAUUAAUUCAAAUAUAUCUUCACCUAAUAAUCUAUCUUCAGUUGAUCCUUCUGCUAAAACUCCUGGUACUCCAACGAAAGAAUUAUGUAAAAAAUUGAUAAAUGAUUAUUUUACCAAAUUCAACGUCGUUAUUCCUAUCCUUAAUCAUAGAAAAUUUAUGGCUCAAUUUGGUGAUAAAACAAAACAUUCUGAAUUACUUGUUAACGCAACUUUGGCUGUUGCUGCGGCAAGAUACUCUGAUGAUCCUUCAAUUCGAAAAACUCCAAAUAAACCAGGUGGAAUAUUUUUCGACGCCGCAAAGAAAUUGUUAGAUACAAUGUACGAUAAGCCAAAGCUAGAAACUGUUCAAUCAUUAAUUCUAUUAGCUCAUGCUGAAACUAGCGUAUCACGCAUGAAUAGUGGUUCCAUGUUUAUUGGAAUGGCUGUUCAAAUGGCUCAUGCUUUACAUCUUGAACGUGAUGAUACUUCUUUACCUCUAGAAGAGGAUGAAGAGAGACGAAGAUUAUCACGUAUACUUGGUCAAAUUUGGAAAUUUGGUUAUUCAUUUCAACCAAAAGCUUUUCGUGCAAAUUGGAUAGAACAUGCAACUGAUCAAAAAAGUAUGUUAAGACAAAUUCGUUCUGCAUUAGCAAAAUGGUUAAAAGAAUUACCUGAUGAAUUACAAUAUCAAUAUUUACCUACUGAACAACAAAGUCAAAUUCAACUAGCAACAUUUUCUACUUUUACUGCAUAUCAUGAUCCAAAAAUUGAAAUGAGAAAAAAUGGACCAAAUGGACCAAUUAAAACUUGCCAUACUGCGGCUAUAACAAUUACCGACAUCGCUAGAACGACUCGGAAAUUUAAUAAUGAAGCUUUUUGUAACUUUCAUUAUCCUAUCUAUGGCUUAUUACAAUCAACUAUACUUGAAUUGGAUAUUACGAAUGGUACUCGCGGUUAUGAAUCAAAUGUUAAAAGGUCCAUAAUUGAUUCAAUCGAUGAAUUAAGAUUUGCCGCUGAAAGUUCUAAAUUUACUUUAUUUCAAGAAAUGGUUAAAGAAUUAGAAGGUGUAAUGAUGAUAGCUAAUGGAAAAUCUUCUGAUAUUGUGGUUCCAUUUCCUAUCGUUAUGCAAAUGUUGGAGUCUCGAAAUAGUCGUGGUCUAUCAAAUAAUUUUACCAACAAUGAAAAUAUGUCUUUUGGUAAAAAUUUUGAUUUAUCAAAAUCUUCAAUGAACCGCAAAUCUUAUAGUUCUACAUCAUCCAAUUUAUCUGAUGAUUCAAGGAUGGAUGAAACUCAAAAAGUUGUUUAUACUUCUUCAAAUGAACAAUCAACUGAACAAUUAACUGAACAAACAACUAAACAAACUGAACAAACAACUGAACAAACGAUUGAACAAACAAUUGAAC
Messenger RNA from Scutellospora calospora, 1954 nucleotides. The record is from the annotation of a GenBank genome assembly. NCBI's taxonomy places the organism in Eukaryota, Fungi, Glomeromycota, Glomeromycetes, Diversisporales, Gigasporaceae.